Molecule: messenger RNA, 950 nt
Organism: Podarcis raffonei (Aeolian wall lizard)
Lineage: Eukaryota; Metazoa; Chordata; Lepidosauria; Squamata; Lacertidae
Gene: CFAP299
Product: cilia and flagella associated protein 299
Exons: 6
Coding region: 51-761 (236 amino acids)
Source: RefSeq, a predicted model, not a curated record
GAGACGGUUGCCAGGGACGCCGCGGCCUCUGAGCCUGCGCAGCGUCGGCGAUGGCGGGCAUCGAGGGCGAAGACGCCAGCGCCACUUUGGACCACAUCCUCACCCAGUUCAACACCUAUGAGGAUUACCUGGAUUCGCAGAUCACCACGCAGGACCUGUAUUACUUGGAGAACGAAGAAAUGGCUCGCCAGCUGGUGGAGCUGGGCUUCCGAGGAAGCGGCGAAGUGCUGAAGAGGGAAGAUUUCAUAGCUAGGAAAUUGGCCGCCGAGGCUUCGAGGCUCUCAGAAAGGCAGCAGCAAAAAGCUCUGGCAGGUGCAGGAAAAGAGCUGAAAGACGACUUUCUGAAGGCACUGGCGGAAAGGGAGGAAGCCAACCGCAACGGCAAAAUGUCUUCCAUAAUCUUCAUUCGGGAUCAUAAUUUACGUGGCCAGGAAGUAUCUGCAUAUAUCGAUUAUGCACACCGGUUAAAGGUGGACGAGUUUGAAGUCUAUUUCAGUGGCAAGAAGAAGCUUUUCCCCAGGCGCUCUGAUCUGAGUUUCUACAACUGGGACAGGAAUAUCUGCUGCUUGAAUUCAAGUCCAAAUUACCAAGUGAUUGCAGAAAAUGUGUGCGGCCUCCUCUUCAAGAACAAGUCUGACAGGAAGGUCAUCAAUGUUGACCCCAAGGCUUAUCCAGGGGACAAUACAACACGGACCCCAAUCGAAACGGACCUCUACCUACAGGUGGUUAUUUAUGAUCAUGUCCUCAGAAGAAAGCUCUAAACAUCAUUUCUGACGAGGAAUAAAUACACUGGAAGAAGUCUUUAAUAUGUAUACCAGAGAUGGGGAGAGAGGGGGGGUAGUUUAUUCCAAGGACUAAAUAGUCAAGGGUGCCUUAGGCUGUUAAGGAACAGUUACCAAAUAGCACUUUUCCUGAGGUUGCUUAUUAAAGAGAUUUUGCCUUUGUUCUCC